GCUUCCCCGUGAGACACGGCCGACCGCCGCUCUCCUCCUUCAGGGACCGGGCUGAGCGGGAUGCGGCACCUCUGCCCUGCCACCCCUGCCACAUCCCGGUGACCCAGCACCAGUGGGACUCUGCCAGCAGCCCAGCCAGACCUAUCUGAUGGCACGCAGGCCUUGCUGCUGCUCUCACGAAUAGAAACCAGGUUGGGUGCUUCCGUCUGCCCUCUUCUGAAUUGCACCAGUUCCGAGUAUGAGCCAGAAAGAAGAAGAAAUGGAGGAGAGCUCCCCGCCGCUCUGUGCCACCUGCGGCCAGGCACAUUUACCAGAGGAAAACCAUUUGUACACCUACACAGAAGAAGUCGAUGAUGAUCUGAUCUGCCACAUCUGCCUGCAACCUUUGCUUCAGCCGCUAGACACGCUCUGUGGUCAUACCUUCUGCACGGCCUGCCUUACGAACUUCCUCUUGGAAAAGGACUUCUGCCCCAUGGACCGCAAGCUCGUGGUUCUCCAGAGCUGCAGGAAGUCCAGCAUCCUUGUGAAUAACCUCCUGGACAAGCUAAUGGUUAGCUGCCCUUUCACAGAACACUGCUCAGAGGUUGUGCAGCGCGGUCACCUCGAACAACAUUUCCAAACCCAGUGCAAAGGGGCAUCCCACUACGGCCUUACCAAGGAGCGGAAGAGGCGCUCCCAGGACUGCUCCCCGGACCACGGCUCCAGCCUCACGGUCGCCGCCCUGGGCCCCGAGCUCUCCGCAGCUGCGGCCAUCGCCUUAAUGACAGAUGAGCCAGGGCUGGUGAACCCAGCCUUCAGCCCCACCUCGGAGGACAGCCAGUCGGGCAGCGGCCCUGGAGACCUCCACCGCAGCAACCGGAGCAGGACCCGUCACUUUGAACGCUCCACUAUAAGAAGCAGAUCUUUUAAAAAAAUAAACAAGGCAUUCAGUGUUCUUCGAAGGACUAAAAGUGGAAGUGUGGUUUCCAACCAGGCUGACCGAGAAAGGGAGGCUGUUGGGAACUCUGCUGCUGGAGAGGAAGAUUCAGAAUGCUCCAUACCAUUCCCGGUGACAAAAACACAACACUUGGUGGGAAAACCUGCAAGAAUCACCAAAAACAAGACAGAAAGUUUACUGCUUUCUAGAUUCAGCAGCUCUUCGAUAUUUAAGGACUGGAAAUAUAAAAUGGUAAAGAAAGGUUUUCCCAGAUUGUACCACCUGAUUCCAGAUGGGGAAAUCACCUGCAUUAAGAUCAACCGAACCGAUCCCAGUGAGAACCUGGCCAUUAGGAUAGUGGGAGGCAGUGAGACUCCUUUGGUUCACAUCAUUAUACAGCAUAUUUAUCGUGAUGGAGUAAUUGCCAGAGAUGGAAGAUUGCUGCCUGGAGACAUGAUACUAAAGGUGAACGGCAUGGACAUCAAAAACGUGCCUCACAACUACGCCCUGUCGAUCCUGAAGCAGCCCUGCCACGUGCUGCGGCUCACGGUGCUCAGGGAGCAGAGGUACCGGUGCCGAAACAGCGGGCUCGCCCUCGAGGCCCACUGCAACAGGGACGACAGCUUCCACGUCGUCCUGAACAAGAGCAGCCCGGACGAGCAGCUGGGCAUAAAGCUGGUUCGCAGGGCCGACGAGCCCGGGGUGUUUAUCUUCAACCUGUUGGAGGGAGGAGUGGCGGCCCGUGACGGGCAGCUGCAGGAGAACGACCGCGUGCUGGCCAUCAACGGGCACGACCAUCGGUACGGCAGCCUGGAGAGCGCGGCCCACCUGAUACAGGCCAGCGAGAAGCAGGUUCACUUCGUGGUGUCGCGGCAGACCCGGCAGCAGCCCCCGGACAUCCUGCAGGAGACGGGCUGGAGUUAUGGCAGCAGCCCCCAGCCCUGCCCCGCCGAGAGGAACAACCCCUGCAAGAGCACCCUUCAUGCUGUCACCUGCCAUGAGAAGGUGGUGGCUGUCCGGAAAGAUCACACGGAGUCACUGGGAAUGACAGUAGCAGGCGGAGCAACCAACCGGGAAUGGGAUCUGCCUAUCUAUGUGAUAAGCGUUGAACCAGGAGGAGUUAUCAGCAGAGACAGCAGGAUAAAAACAGGUGACAUCCUCCUGAAUGUGAAUGGGAUUGACCUGACGGGGGUCAGCCGGAUGGAUGCUGUCGCCCUGCUGAAAAACACCAGCUCCUCAGUGGUGCUCAAAGCCCUGGAGAUGAGGGCGUGUGAUGGCCAGGAGGAGAGCAGCCGCCAUCCGCCCCUCGAGGCCGCCGAGAGCAGCGAGUGGUCGCCUUCCUGGGUGAUGUGGCUGGGGCUGCCCCGGUAUUUGUACAGCUGCAAAGAAAUCAUAUUACGAAGAAACACAUCCGGAAGUCUUGGCUUCAGCAUCGUAGGAGGCUAUGAAGAACACACGGGGAACAAACCAUUCUUUAUCAAAUCCAUAGUUGGGGGAACACCAGCAUAUAACGAUGGAAGAAUUAGAUGCGGUGAUAUCCUCCUUGCUGUCAACGGCAGAAACACAUCAGGAAUGAUGCAUGCCUGCUUGGCAAGGAUGCUCAAAGAACUGAAAGGAAAAAUUACUCUCACAAUUGCUUCCUGGCCUGGCACUUUUUUAUAAAAUGAGUCUUCAUGGAGAAUACGAGAAGAAAUUUAACAAAGAAAGGAAAAAAAAAAAAAAAAAACAGAUGUCAGCCAUGUUUGCUCUUUGGGGGGGGUCAAAUGUGUGUUUUAUAACAAAAAGGUUUGAGAAAUUUCAACCUGCAUGUCAAGAAAAGUUUAGGCAAAGCAAGGAGACAUCAGAGAAUCACUUCAGAGUGAUUUAAGCGACAGACUUCUUUCCUUCCCCAUGUUCUCAAGCUUUUUUGUGUUUUGUUUUGUUUUAUAUAUAUAUAUAUAUAUAUUUAAUGCAUUAUAAUAAUCAUGGAAUUUAGGGAGCAGCAACUCCUGCUCAGCCACUUUAUUUUGAUUUAUUAAAGAAAUCCUUGAAUAAUUUAUGGAAAAAAUCCUUGCAGUUCUUCCAAUUGCAAAAAUCAGGUGAAGAUUUUUAUCCAACACACGAAUAGCACUUUGAUUAUGUGUACCGUCUCAUGGUCAGCAUGAAGCUGGUAUUUUCAAGACUUUCAAGUACUGUUUGUUAGUCUGUAAAACUGUGAACUACAUUUCUAAAAUUAUUAAAAAUAACUGUAACUGUG
Molecule: messenger RNA, 3152 nt
Organism: Oxyura jamaicensis (ruddy duck)
Lineage: Eukaryota; Metazoa; Chordata; Aves; Anseriformes; Anatidae
Gene: LNX1
Product: ligand of numb-protein X 1
Exons: 12
Coding region: 239-2578 (779 amino acids)
Biological process (GO): ubiquitin-dependent protein catabolic process
Cellular component (GO): cytoplasm
Molecular function (GO): ubiquitin-protein transferase activity; metal ion binding; protein binding
Source: RefSeq, a predicted model, not a curated record